ACUUUCUCAAUAUCCUAAAAAAAGGUACACUAUCUUGUAACCUUCUGGGACAACAUCCACAAAUCCUAUGCACUCCAGCACCCCUAUAAGUUCUUUGUUCUCCUUUACCAGCCCAGCAGUGAAAAGGCUGCUUGGGUGGAAACAGGGAGACGAAGAAGAAAAAUGGGCAGAAAAGGCAGUAGACUCUCUUGUGAAGAAGUUAAAGAAGAAGAAAGGUGCCAUGGAAGAGCUGGAGAGGGCUUUAAGUACCCCUGGGCAGCCCAGUAAAUGCGUUACAAUCCCACGCUCACUCGAUGGAAGGCUCCAAGUGUCACAUCGUAAGGGUCUUCCCCAUGUCAUCUACUGCAGGGUUUGGCGUUGGCCUGAUCUACAAUCACAUCAUGAGUUAAAACCACUGGAAUGUUGUGAGUUCCCAUUUGGAUCAAAACAAAAGGAUGUAUGCAUAAAUCCGUAUCAUUACCGGCGGGUGGAAACUCCAGUGUUGCCGCCAGUACUUGUGCCAAGACACAGUGAGUUUAACCCCCAGCUCAGCCUGCUAGCUAAAUUUCGGAAUACUUCCCUUAACAAUGAACCCCUGAUGCCACACAAUGCAACAUUUCCAGAAUCUUUCCAGCAACCAACAUGCACUCAAUUUUCAUCUUCACCAAGUAACAUCUUUCCUCAAUCUCCGAGUACCAUCGGCUAUCCGGAUUCCCCAAGAAGUUCUUCUGACCCAGGAAGUCCAUACCAGAUCACAGAUACACCCCCACCUCCAUAUAAUGCUCCAGAGGUUCAUGGAAACCAAAACAGACACUCUACAGAUUCUACCGACUGCCAGCUUGUCAUACCAGCUCUAAAUAGAGAAUUCCGUCCGGUUUGCUAUGAAGAACCCCUGCAUUGGUGCUCGGUUGCAUACUAUGAACUCAACAAUCGUGUAGGGGAAACGUUCCAAGCCUCUUCCCGCAGUGUACUCAUUGAUGGAUUUACCGAUCCCUCCAAUAACAAGAACAGAUUCUGCUUGGGACUUCUUUCUAAUGUGAACCGAAAUUCCACCAUAGAAAACACACGGAGGCACAUCGGAAAAGGAGUUCAUCUGUAUUAUGUCGGUGGAGAGGUUUAUGCCGAGUGUGUGAGCGACAGCAGCAUUUUUAUACAAAGCCGAAACUGCAACUACCAACAUGGCUUCCACCCGGCCACUGUAUGCAAAAUCCCCAGUGGUUGUAGCCUGAAGAUAUUCAAUAACCAGCUCUUUGCCCAGCUCCUGUCACAGUCAGUGAACCAAGGAUUCGAGGUGGUGUACGAGCUGACUAAAAUGUGUACCAUUCGCAUGAGCUUUGUUAAAGGUUGGGGUGCGGAAUACCAUCGGCAGGACGUAACAAGCACUCCUUGCUGGAUUGAGAUCCAUCUGCAUGGCCCUUUGCAGUGGCUGGAUAAAGUUUUAACCCAGAUGGGUUCACCUCAUAAUCCAAUCUCUUCUGUGUCAUAAGUAUAGAGUCUUCAAUGUGCUAUUGCAGGCAGUGGCUUAAAGAGUAUCAUUUUUUUCAUCCAAAAAUUAUUUGUAAUGUAAAUACAUAUAUUUCAAUAUAUGUAAUGUGGCUUCUUCUGUGUUAACGUGGAAAAAGAUCUAAAGAUAUGUUCUAUGUUUUUGAUAUAUCCAUACUAUUUCUAUAGAGAGAGCGCUUCACAGAUGUUAUAUGGGCUAUA
This is a messenger RNA of Spea bombifrons (plains spadefoot toad), 1683 nucleotides long. RefSeq names its product SMAD family member 9 (gene SMAD9). Gene Ontology annotation, cellular component: heteromeric SMAD protein complex. Gene Ontology annotation, molecular function: DNA-binding transcription factor activity, RNA polymerase II-specific; RNA polymerase II cis-regulatory region sequence-specific DNA binding; I-SMAD binding. The record is from RefSeq and is a predicted model, not a curated record. The coding region runs from base 68 to 1465 and encodes 465 amino acids. Gene Ontology annotation, biological process: cell differentiation; SMAD protein signal transduction; BMP signaling pathway. Lineage: Eukaryota; Metazoa; Chordata; Amphibia; Anura; Pelobatidae. The transcript is spliced from 6 exons.